Messenger RNA from Cryptococcus wingfieldii CBS 7118, 432 nucleotides. RefSeq lists its product as hypothetical. Bases 1 to 432 code for a protein of 143 amino acids. The transcript has a single exon. The record is from RefSeq and is a predicted model, not a curated record. Lineage: Eukaryota; Fungi; Basidiomycota; Tremellomycetes; Tremellales; Cryptococcaceae.
AUGCGCCCUUCCCAAGUCUUCCGUGCCUCCCACUACAAGCCCAUGAUCAAAUUCCUAGGCUCAAGGAAGAACUUGCAACACCGUACUUCCCCUCCCUUCUCCUCUCCUCCGUCCUCCGACGAGCUGACACCCCGGCAAGCUCCCCACAACCCAUCCCCCCACCCCUGCGCCCCCUCCGAAAUCCGCGAAUCCUUCCCCUCCUUCCUCUCCCGACUCAACGCCUCAUCAUCCGCCCCUGCGUCAAAACAAGAUACGCGCUUCAAGCCUUCGGGCAAGCCGGUGGACUUUGAGAAUUUCUGGGAAGCGCCGGGGUAUUUGUGGAGGACGAAAGAAGUGGGAGAGCUGGAGAUGGAUGCUGUCAUGGUGAAUUUUAUUCGCUCCUUGCUUGCACAUUGCCCGGGCUUGGGGGCUUGGUGGGCGACGAGGUCAUAG